AUGCGUCCUUGUUUUCCUCUUUGGAGCAAAAGUAACACAAAAAACAAACACCUCCUCGAUUCUUCUUUUGAUGAUAUUGCUUUCAUCAUCAUUCCAUAUUUAAAUCAAAAUGAGAUCAUCAGAUUUGCUGGUGUUUGUUCAUCAUGGAGAAGAAUUGUCAUUUCUUCUUCCGAGAGUAAAUUCUCCAAUAUUUUGUAUUCUAGAAAGAGUUUCAAGGAAAUACCAAUGGAAACAAAACUCAAAAAUGAUAAUCAACAAGUUUUAUCAAUGUUUUCACAUUUUGAAUUCUCUAAAUGUCAUUUAACUUUAUCUCAAUUCAAAACAAUAUUCACAUCUCCCAAACUAUCAUCAUUAACUCUAUCAUAUACAAAUUUUACUCUUUUUCCUUCUGACACACUUUCAUUUUUGUCAAUUCAUCGUAUAAAUCUCUCUCUUGACACUAUUGAACAUUUUGUAGAAUUGAAGAAUUUGAAGAAACUACAUUUAUCAUUCACAAAUAUUGAUUGUGAUUGCAUUGAUUUUAUUGUUAAUGGUCCAUUAAAAUUAGAAAGUCUUUCCAUUGUAGACAACGUAAUACCUCUGAGAGGUUUCAGUAUUGUAUUCAAUCCUCAUGUUGAAUCAUCACUGAAUAGUCUUAAAAUUUCGAUAGCUCAAAGUAAUGGCGAAGUUCUUGGUUGUAAUAUCGACACGAUCAAAUUUCCUCAUUUAAGAUCAUUGGAGAUUUGUGCAAUACUUCAUCGUUCAGUGAUUGAUAAAAUAUUCAAUCAUGGACUUCAAUUAACCUUGCUGAGAAUAUGGAAUAUCGGUGGAAGGUAUCAGUUUGAUUUUUCACAUGCUCAUCAAAUACCCUCUCUCAGGUUAUUUCAUUAUAACAACACCAUCAACGUGGAUACUAUUCAACAAAUACUCAAUACAGACAUUGAAUAUGUAAAAAUUUCCUAUCUUGAUACAAUAUCAUCAUUGAGUUUAUCUCAACUACUUUCUGACCAAUUCAUUAGUUUGACAUCAUUGAAUCUUUUUGGCAGCCCAAUGAUGACAGAUUGUGGAAAAUAUAUAUUCAAUUUAAAACACUUGACACAACUGGACCUUAGUAGCUGUAAAAUACAACCUGAGAUCUGUAAAUAUAUUUUCCACAUGAAGAGUCUGACAUACAUUGAUCUAUCAUCUUGUGAAAUUGGAGAUGAAGGAUUGAAAUAUUUAUCAAAUCAUAACUUGGACAACAUUCAAACACUAAUGCUAGAUUCUAAUAAUUUCACUUACAUUGGAUUUGAAUAUUUGGUGCGUACCAAAUUCAAACGUCGUUUGUUGUAUCUUUCUCUCAAUGACAACAUUAGUAAUAACGGAACCAUUCAUUUUGACAAUGGUAAUUAUAUUACUGUAAAAAGACUCAAUGUUCGUGAUGCAGGUAUAGAUUAUAAGGGAGUAAUUUCAAUUCUCCAAAACUGUGUCAUAGAAGAAUUAUGCAUAAGGAAACCACAUAAAAUGUUUCUUGGAUUACUGAUGAUUAAAAAGCUUUCGAAGAAGAAACAGGUGAAGAUAAUAAUGUAA
This is a messenger RNA of Naegleria lovaniensis, 1548 nucleotides long. RefSeq lists its product as uncharacterized. The record is from RefSeq and is a predicted model, not a curated record. Gene Ontology annotation, cellular component: SCF ubiquitin ligase complex. Gene Ontology annotation, biological process: SCF-dependent proteasomal ubiquitin-dependent protein catabolic process. The coding region runs from base 1 to 1548 and encodes 515 amino acids. NCBI's taxonomy places the organism in Eukaryota, Heterolobosea, Eutetramitea, Acrasida, Naegleriidae. Gene Ontology annotation, molecular function: protein binding. The transcript has a single exon.